CCAAAACCCCUAGCAGUCCUGCCUGCCAGGAAGGGAGGGGUCUCCUUUCAGCAUCCGCUCUGCCUGUUGCCUCGUCUUCAUGUCUCAUCAGGGAGGAUCUUCUGAAUUUCCUGUAACAUUAAACCUGAGAUGUGGGGAGGACGCAGGCAGGGCCCGCCCCUUGGGACCCCCCCCCCUGAAUCCCACCCAGUUGCAGGCCCAGGGGUGAGAUCCCUUCUUGGCUGCAUCCAUCACUCUGUCAAGGCCGCCCUGGAGAGCAGAAGAGUGGCAGCUGCAGCCUCAGCCAAGCCCAAAAAACUUUGGCCGGACCGGGACGCCUGUGGGGGAAGCAGAUUGAUUCCUCAGGGCCAACUUCUUCACUUCUUUUGGAACAAGAAUCCCAAAAUGACCAUUAAAAUACGGCUCCUCGUUUUCCUCGUGGCCAUCUCCAUCUUUGCCAAGGAAGCAACCGCAGCACCAGCGGAGGAGGAGGAGGAAGAACUGGCCACAGCCCCUCUGGGAGCCAGCGAGGGUCCAGACUAUUCCGAGGUGCCCACUCUGGAACUGAUGACCACAGACAGCAUCUCGUCUUCCAGCGACCUUGGGGAGAACACAACGGACGCAGAGCCGCCCACAACCUCUGAGGAUCACCUGGAAACGGUCACCCUGGUUGGCAUCAUCCUGGGCACCGUUGCAGCUAUUGGAGUGGCCACGGGGAUCGUGAUUGCCCUCGCAAAGAAAAUGUCCGGCAGGUACUCGCCCUAAACCUCACUGAGGACGCUUCGUAAAGCCACUUUGAUUUCAGGGGAAACCUCUUGCAUUAGCCCGACUGGUCCGUGGGAGGAGAGACUGGAUGUAUGAUUAGCUGAUUAGAGAAGGAAGAACUUUGCACAGUCAAGCGCAUUGCCAAGGAAAAAGGAAAAAGACUGUUCAACAACAAAAACAACAACAAAAAGCCCAGCUGAUUAUCUUUUUGAUCCCGUGUACAGAUAAUACUCAAGUGACCCGUUACAGGACUCCUAGAGCCAGAUGGGCCCCCAGGCGCCACGUCCUCCUCUCGGUUCUCGCCGUUUGGAAUUGCUCUUCAACCCGUGUGCUGCCGUUUGGGCAAGAGACCGGAGUGCCUCUCAUACACACCUGGGAUGCACUUCAGCCACCUGGGCAUCCCGCCCUUCGAGAAUUUCAAACCCCAAAAAGACAAACCACCACUCCAAGUGUGGCCCUUGAUUCCAUUGCAUCUCUUUCUUGCCUAAAGAGGCCACUUUCUUCUCGAUUGCAAAAGAUCAGGGCUGGCCAGUUAUAGUGAGCUAGCAAGCUCCAGAUGUGACAGCUCCCAUAAAGCGAGAAGUGAACAUUUUGCUUACCCAGCAUUUGAGAUGGCCAAAAACUUGGGGGGAAGUACCAAUAGGCUCUCUUCACUGGCUCCUUUCUGCUGGGGAGCCCUGGUGCCACCCAAGUACCCCUUGUCACCUUUCCCAUAACAUUAAUUAGAAGAGGGCAGGGGUAUUUGGGAGGAUCUCGGUGAGACAAGGGAAAGAAGAAAAAAGCAAACUCUUUCCCUUCGGUGUGCAACUGUCCACUCUUCUGCCUCCAAUGCUUCUGAUUUUUCCCGUGUAGAAAGGGAGAUAAUUCUGCAUACCCAGAAUUGGCCCCUGUGUGCAUAAUUUGGUCCUCCCACUUAGUAGAAAUGCUCUAAGAGGAAGCCACCCUGGUCAGGCAAAAUGGUGGCUGUGUUGUGACCCAGGCCCAAGUAGGUGGUAGGAAACCCAGUCAGCGUAAAAGCAAACAAACUUUAUUAUAACAGCUGAGAAUUACUUCAUUCUCAGCAUAGUUCAACUAAAUUAAAGCAAAUUCCUCCCAACACAAAUUCCUCAAUCCUAUCACCAACCUUGGUCCAAUUAGGAAACUGCCAAAGGCCUUUCUUGGCAAAAGUUCAGAAGACACCGAUACAAAACAAAUGCAACAAGACGAAGCGAUCAACGUUUUCCAUCAAAGAGCCCAAACGCUGUUGCUGGUCUUUUAUUUAUUUUGCAUUUAUUUGCAUUUAUAUCCCACCCUUCUCUGAAGACUCAGGGCGGCUUACACUAUGUAAAGCAAUAAGCUUUAAGCCUUAUGGCUUAAAAUAAGCAAUAAGCUUUUAAGCCUUAUGGAAGGGGCCAAUCAUCUCUUGGCUCUACUCCUGAGUCAUCCUCUUUGUUUGAGCUGCUCUUGCCUUCUGGCAGCUCUUCUCAUGUGUGCAUUAGGAACAGGCUCCUCCUUUUCCUCUGCCUCACUACUGUCAGCCUCUGGAGUCCACACCUCACUCCCCGAUGGCCCUGGCCCCACCUCUGCCUUUGACGCAGAGCCCUCAUCCGGGCCUCUCCCAGCCUCCAGGACUGGCCCAUGUUCUUCCUCAACCUCAUCGCUGUCUGACUCCGUUGCCAGCUCCGCAGGCUGCUGGCGGACUACAACAGGCUGCUGCACGUCCAUGAAAAUGUAAUGAGCCAAACAGUGGGCGGCAAGUGGCAUAAAUCUCAAAUGUAUUUAGCCAGAUUGCAGCCUGCCUGUCCAAAGAGCAGCCAGCGGCCUCUGAGCACUCCUGGGCCCUCUGCUUUGGCCGCUAGACCCUUUGGGAUGCAUCCCCUUCCGAAUUCAAACCUGGGGAUAUAACCGGGUCCCAAACACCAGAUGGUAUUUUCUUAAGGAGUAUUUUAAGCAUUUUUUUUGUGACAGCAGACUCCAAGUGACAUUGAACAUGAAAACGAGAGUUACUGUGUGCCACCUUCCACUUAAGUCUGUGCACCUAUUUUCGUCCCCAUAAGUAAUGAAACGAGCGUUCAGCAAGACUGGGAAAUACAACACAGUCCCAACAGCCUCUAUUUCAGCCUAUUUGGCUGGCACCCAAUGUUACUGGGGGCGGGGGGAGGUUAUUUCCCCUCCCAUCUAAAGUCAAAACAGUCAACUGUAUGGAACACGUGCUGAAGAUCUGGGGCAGGAGGGGUGCCUUCUCUUAUAAUGAUAGUCCCCCCCCUUCCAAAAAAAGGCUCAAAUUUUGGGCUAUUAUUGAAAUAAUUUUUUGGGGGGGAAAUAAAACCUGUAGUAAAAUUGGAGAAGGGCAGCGUUGUCUUCUUUUUUAGG
This is a messenger RNA of Ahaetulla prasina, 3096 nucleotides long. RefSeq names its product podoplanin (gene PDPN). The coding region runs from base 130 to 744 and encodes 204 amino acids. Gene Ontology annotation, cellular component: lamellipodium; filopodium; basolateral plasma membrane. The record is from RefSeq and is a predicted model, not a curated record. Gene Ontology annotation, molecular function: signaling receptor binding; chemokine binding; protein-folding chaperone binding. NCBI's taxonomy places the organism in Eukaryota, Metazoa, Chordata, Lepidosauria, Squamata, Colubridae. The transcript is spliced from 5 exons. Gene Ontology annotation, biological process: positive regulation of extracellular matrix disassembly; lung development; cell morphogenesis.